Messenger RNA from Oikopleura dioica, 2079 nucleotides. Lineage: Eukaryota; Metazoa; Chordata; Appendicularia; Copelata; Oikopleuridae. The record is from the annotation of a GenBank genome assembly.
AUGCCGCUGGAAGAGCUGAAACGAUACGCGUCACAAGUCAAAAAACUCUGCGACAAGGAAAAAUAUGGCGAUGCCGGUCAGCUACUCAAUGCGUUGAAGGAAGAAAAAAUCACAAAAGAACUGCUCGAAAGCUCGAAAAUCGGUCAUGUCGUCAAUGCACUGAGAAAGGGGGCACAAAAUGCUGGACACACGGAAAUCGCUGCUCAAUCGAAAUCUCUGAUCAAACAAUGGAAAGCGCAAAUGGCUCAAAACGCGGACAAUGGGGGAACGCCGAAAGUACAGAAGACAGAGAGCAGCUCACAGAAACGCGAAAAAGAAAAGGAAAAGCUGCCUGUCGCGAAUGAUUCUUCUCCAAAUCUCGGCGCUUCUAUUCAACCCACUUCGGAUCCGAGCAGAAACAAAUGCAGAGAACUUCUUCAAAAAGCCCUUAUGGUUGAUAAGGAUAAAUACCAACCGCAGUUUGUUAGCCUAAUGGCCGCUAAAAUUGAAGAGGCAAUCUUCACCUUCCACGGCUGUUCAAGCUCAGACACGAAGUACCGAAACAAAAUCCGAUCUCGCUACUCCAACCUCAAAGAUGCCAAAAACCCGGAGCUGCGCGACUCGGUCAUGAGCGGCAUCAUCUCCGCCGAAAAACUAGCCAGCAUGAAGCCAGAAGAAAUGGCGUCAAAGCAACUUCAAGAGUUGAGGAAGAAAUUUACUAAAGAAGCGAUUAAUGACCACCAAAUGGCGCAGAACGAAGGCACAAAGACAGAUAUGUUUACUUGUGGAAAGUGCAAGGGCAAAGAAUGCACAUACACCCAGCUCCAAACCCGAUCUGCCGAUGAGCCGAUGACGACCUUCGUUUACUGUAUGAGCUGUGAAAAUGGGCGGAAAGGAUCCGCAAGAUCUGUUCAAGCUUCAAGAAAAAUCGGCAAAGGCAGCUUUGGCGAAGUUUGGAAAGCACAAGAGAUCAAAACGAAGAAAAUCGUCGCUGUAAAAAUCAUCGACCUCGAAAAGUCAGACGAUGAAAUUGAUGAUAUUCAACAGGAAAUCGCGAUGCUUUCUGAAUGUUCCUCGCCCUAUGUAACUAAAUACUACGGUUCCUAUUUGAACUCAAAGGAACUUUGGAUCGUUAUGGAGCUGUUGACUGGCGGAUCGGCGAAUGAUCUGCUCAAAAUGGGUAAGCUCGAUGAGGUCUACAUCGCUGUUAUCCUCCGCGAAGUCUGCAGAGCACUCGAUUAUCUUCAUUCAAAGGAGCGCAAAAUUCACAGAGACAUAAAAGCCGCCAACGUCCUGCUCACGGACUCUGGUGACGUCAAACUGGCCGAUUUCGGUGUCGCUGCGCAAAUUUCAGAAACGACGAUGAAAAGAAAUACGUUUGUAGGAACGCCGUUUUGGAUGGCACCGGAAGUUAUUAAACAGUCCGCCUAUGAUUAUCAAGCUGAUAUUUGGUCCCUAGGAAUAACUGCCAUAGAACUCGCCAAAGGCGAGCCUCCCAAGUCCGACCAACACCCGAUGAAAGCUUUGAUGAGCAUUCCAAAUGAUGCCGCUCCAGAACUCGACGGUGAUUUCAGCCGAGAUUUUAAACAGUUUGUUGCCAGUUGCUUGAACAAAGAACCUCAAAACCGCCCAUCACCAAAAGACCUUCUCAAAAUGAAAUUCCUCAAAAACGCGAAAAAGAACUCGAUUCUUCAAGAGCCAAUUAACAAGUUCAAAAAGUGGAAGAAACGCAAUCCGACGGAAGAGGACGUAGAAAAUGAGCUUGAUGCCACAAUCAAGUUGAUACCUAACUGGGACUUCGACACGGUCAAACCUGCCAAAACUCGUCCUGAAGCGUCGUUCAUUCAAAGACAGCCAUCUCCCAAAGAAGAUCGCCGUCACGCAAGCCCAACUCGCGCGGUCAGUCCCCUCGCUCCCGCGCAGCCUGUUCCCGCUCAACCUUCCCAACCCGCUCCGACAAGGCCACAAUCUCACACUUCCGCGCUGGACGAAGUGCGAAUCAGUCUACUCAAGCUGGAGGAAAUCCGCCCAGGAAUCACAGACAAGCUUGUAGCCGAACUAACACAACUCGUCCGCGACCCCUAUUCUGUUAAUAACUAA